AUAUAGACCAUAGAGUAAGAGACAGUCAUACAAACCCUAGCAGUCUCUCUUCCUCUCGCCAUUUCUCUCUUCAUUUCUCUCUCUAUCAGACCUUAACCCAUGGCUUCACGGAGGCUUUUAGCCUCUCUCCUCCGAUCAUCUCUACAUCGAUCACCCUCCAAAUCUCCAUUCAGAAGCACUAGAAGCCCCACAUCUUUUCCCUCGCAUCGCCCUUCUCCCAAGGGUUUCCUCCUCAACCGAGCUGUAGACUUCGCCACCUCCGCCCCAGCUCAGUCGCAGCCUCCGGCCCCUCCAUUUUUGAGUAGCAGUGGCCUCAGUGGCAAGAUCCAUGACGAAUUCACUGGAGCCGGCUCCAUCGGGAAGGUGUGCCAGGUUAUCGGAGCUGUCGUUGACGUGAGGUUCGAUGGGGGGCUUCCGCCGAUCCUGACGGCGCUGGAGGUCCUGGACAACUCGAUCCGGCUGGUGUUGGAGGUUGCACAGCAUUUGGGAGAGAGCGUGGUGAGGACCAUUGCCAUGGAUGGUACCGAAGGGCUUGUGCGUGGGCAGAAAGUUCUCAACACUGGUUCGCCCAUCACUGUACCUGUUGGUAGGACCACUCUUGGCCGUAUCAUGAAUGUCAUUGGAGAGCCUAUUGAUGAGAAAGGCGAUUUUAAAACCGACCACUUUUUGCCCAUUCAUCGAGAAGCUCCAUCUUUCGUCGAGCAAGCGACUGAACAACAGAUCCUUGUUACUGGAAUCAAGGUGGUUGAUCUCCUUGCGCCAUACCAGAGAGGUGGAAAGAUUGGUCUAUUUGGUGGUGCUGGUGUAGGAAAAACAGUGCUUAUUAUGGAACUUAUUAACAAUAUUGCAAAAGCCCAUGGUGGUUUCUCUGUAUUUGCUGGUGUUGGAGAGCGUACUCGAGAGGGUAAUGAUUUGUACAGAGAAAUGAUUGAGAGUGGUGUCAUUAAGCUUGGCGAUAAGCAGAGUGAGAGCAAAUGUGCUCUUGUGUAUGGUCAAAUGAAUGAGCCCCCCGGUGCUCGUGCUCGUGUUGGGCUUACUGGGUUGACUGUGGCUGAGUACUUCAGAGAUGCUGAAGGGCAAGAUGUGCUUCUCUUCAUUGAUAACAUUUUCCGCUUUACUCAGGCUAACUCUGAGGUGUCUGCUUUGCUUGGUCGUAUUCCAUCUGCUGUCGGUUACCAACCUACUUUGGCUACAGAUCUUGGAGGCCUUCAAGAGCGUAUCACUACAACUAAGAAAGGUUCCAUCACAUCUGUCCAAGCUAUUUAUGUGCCAGCUGAUGACUUGACGGAUCCUGCUCCUGCUACCACUUUUGCUCACUUGGAUGCCACGACUGUGCUAUCCCGACAGAUCUCUGAGCUUGGUAUUUAUCCUGCUGUCGAUCCUCUUGAUUCUACAUCUCGUAUGCUCUCUCCUCACAUUUUAGGAGAGGACCACUACAAUACUGCUCGUGGAGUACAGAAACUUCUUCAGGACUACAAGAAUCUUCAAGAUAUUAUUGCUAUUCUGGGAAUGGAUGAAUUAAGUGAAGAUGACAAAUUGAUUGUUGCCCGUGCUCGUAAAAUUCAACGUUUCUUGAGCCAGCCUUUCCAUGUUGCAGAAGUGUUCACUGGUGCCCCUGGCAAGUAUGUUGAUUUGAAGGAGAGCAUUGCCAGUUUCCAGGGAGUCUUGGAUGGAAAAUAUGAUGACCUUUCGGAACAGUCGUUUUACAUGGUUGGAGGAAUUGAAGAGGUCAUAGCCAAGGCAGAGAAGAUUGCCAAGGAAUCUGCAGCAUAAUCAAAUUAUAUUAUCGUUUCUUGUUUCCCUUCCGAUAAUUGCGAAAAUCAAUAAUUUAGUUUGUGUUGGUUGAUGCCAGCAUAAUGGAGUUGUAUUUUUUCUGAGACCCAAUGUAUCGGGAUUUUGCAUCCGUGUAUCUCCUUUGCAGGAUUGUGAUAGAGAAUGAAAGCCUUAGUCAUCCCAGCCAACCUUUGUGUUUUGUCUUUGGCAUCUAAUAAGGAGGAGAAACAAGUGGACAUGUAUAUUUUUCAAUGAAUUUCUUUUCAGAAUUUUUAA
Cornus florida is the source of this 2049-nucleotide messenger RNA. RefSeq names its product ATP synthase subunit beta, mitochondrial-like. Gene Ontology annotation, molecular function: proton-transporting ATP synthase activity, rotational mechanism; ATP binding; ATP hydrolysis activity. The record is from RefSeq and is a predicted model, not a curated record. The coding region runs from base 100 to 1773 and encodes 557 amino acids. NCBI's taxonomy places the organism in Eukaryota, Viridiplantae, Streptophyta, Magnoliopsida, Cornales, Cornaceae. Gene Ontology annotation, biological process: proton transmembrane transport; proton motive force-driven mitochondrial ATP synthesis. The transcript is spliced from 9 exons.